Candida dubliniensis CD36 is the source of this 1026-nucleotide messenger RNA. RefSeq lists its product as uncharacterized. Lineage: Eukaryota; Fungi; Ascomycota; Pichiomycetes; Serinales; Debaryomycetaceae. Bases 1 to 1026 code for a protein of 341 amino acids. The transcript has a single exon. The record is from RefSeq and is a predicted model, not a curated record.
AUGAAACCAUCAGAAUUCCUAUUAGGUGACACAGCUUAUAAAAAUGCCAAAAAAUCAUUACAAUCAUUAAUAAAUCAAUAUAGUACGCAAAUUAACACCUCAACUAAUGAUGAUAGUACCCAUAUUAGUUCUACCAACAAUCAAGGUAUGGCAAUUCAUUUAGUAAUUAGUAUUAAAAUCCCUUUAUCAAGGAAAAAAGAUUAUAUACCAAGAAUAAUUCCUAUUAGUUAUAAAUUAGAUGAUAUUACAAAUAAAUCAAUCUUAUUAAUUACUAAAGAUCCAUCAAUUCCUUAUCGAUCUAAAUUAAUGAUUAAAGAUUCUCCUACGGAAGAUCUAUUUCUGGAUAUUUAUAGUUUUAAAAAAUUGAAAUCUAUGAUUAAUAGUAGUAAAGGGAAGAAACAAAAUUUGAUUAAAAUAUUUAAAAAUUAUGAUAUAAUUGUUUGUGAUCAUCGAAUUAUGAAAUUUUUACCAAAUACAUUAGGAGAAUUAUUUUAUUAUAAAAAUAAGAAAAUCCCAUUUUUAAUUCAAAUGGCAAAACCAAUAAUCACAGAAAUAGAAAGGAAAAAAUUCAAAGCUCAAUUGAAAGCUAACAAUAGUAGUAGUAGUAGUAAUGAUAUUGAUGGAUUGACAAUUUCUAAAGAAAAUAAAAUUAAAGAUAAUAGAUGUGAUCCUAAAUAUAUUAAUUUACAAAUCAAAUCAAUUGUUGGAAAUACAAAUUAUUUACCAAGUAAUGUAAUUAAUAAAGGAGAUUGUAUAUCAUUAAAAAUUGGUUAUACAAAUUGGUCAAUUGAUAAAUUAUUAAUUAAUAUUAAUGAUAUUAUUGAUUAUUUACUUAAUAAAGAAUAUUUUACUUCAAUUGGUGGUGAAGGACUUAUUAAAGAUUUAAAUAAUUUAGGUAAUAUUCAUGUUAAAACUAAUCAAAGUAUUAGUUUACCAAUUAUUGAUACUACCAAUGGGAUGAUUAACGGGAAAGAUGGUCAUGAUGAUGAUGAUGAUGAUGGGAAUGAUAGUGAUUUUGAUUUUUAA